This is a messenger RNA of Oldenlandia corymbosa var. corymbosa, 2695 nucleotides long. The record is from the annotation of a GenBank genome assembly. Lineage: Eukaryota; Viridiplantae; Streptophyta; Magnoliopsida; Gentianales; Rubiaceae.
UUCACUUUAGCCUCUGAAAACACAACUGGUUUCCCUUCCCCUCUUUUUAAGGUUCGCAACUUAAUGUUUUUAGACCUUUCCUCUUCUUCUUCUUCUUCUUUCUGGUUCAUUAGGUCUCAUACCUCCAUAUGUUCAUCACUUAUGGUUCAAUUUUCAAAGAGUAUCUCAUGCAUGCACUUUCAGUAGUCUAAUAAAUUUCUCCGACCAAAACAGAAGAUUUUUUUUUUUUUUUUUUAUCAUUUCACUAAUAGUAGAACAAUAUAUAUAUUACUUCUAGAUAUAUAAAUAUCAUGACAUCAAACUGGCUGGGUUUCUCUUUAUCUCCCCAAGAAAUCAAUUCUCAUCAACAAACACAAGGAGAAUGCUUUGAUCUUGCUUCUGCUGACUCAACCAUCUUACCUUCUCUUAAUCUUCCUGCUGGCCCUUUUGGCUUACUAUCCUCUCAAGAUUGGAAUUUGAGGAAUGUAAACACUACCUACAAGAACAAUAUGAUGUUAAUGGAAGAAAGGUCAUCAUCAUGCAACAAUAAUAAUAUUAACCCAAGCCUCGAGAAUCAAGAAACCCCAAAGCUAGAAAACUUCCUCGGUGGCCACUCAUUUACCACUUCCGAUCAUCAUCAAAACGGUACUAAUAAUACUGGCGGCGGCAGUGGUGGCGGCGGCGGUGGUGCUUUCGGUCUUUCCAUGAUCAAGAGUUGGUUGAGGAAUAAUCCCACUUCACAAUCUGCCUCAUCUCAACUUGAAGAGACUAACAUAAGUGAUCACAAUCAGUAUUUCAAUGCUACUACGGAAGCAAUGAGUUUUCCCGGCGGUGCUACAGCGGCGGCGGCCGUGGCUGCGAGUCAUCAGAACUUGUCACUUUCGAUGAGUACUGGCUCGCAGCCAACUUCUGCCUUGCCCCUCUUGACCGGAGGAGAAAACUCCAAUUUGGAUGACGGUGGAGAGAUGAGUUCGAGCUCGGAGAAUAAACUGGGCGUUGCCGGUGGGACGGUGGCCAUGGCGGCGGUUGCGGCCGGCAGCCUUGAUGCCCAAACCGGUGCUAUUGAAACGGUGCCUCCUCGAAAGUCUAUUGACACGUUUGGCCAAAGGACUUCUAUAUACCGUGGUGUAACAAGACAUAGGUGGACGGGAAGAUAUGAGGCACAUCUUUGGGACAAUAGUUGUAGAAGAGAGGGACAAACUCGGAAAGGAAGGCAAGUUUAUUUGGGUGGAUAUGACAAGGAAGAAAAGGCUGCUCGAGCUUAUGAUUUGGCCGCUCUUAAAUAUUGGGGUACUACUACCACUACUAAUUUUCCGAUAAGCAACUAUGAAAAAGAGAUUGAAGAAAUGAAGCACAUGACAAGGCAGGAAUACGUAGCAUCUUUGAGAAGGAAGAGUAGUGGGUUUUCUCGUGGUGCUUCCAUUUAUCGAGGUGUAACAAGACACCAUCAGCAUGGAAGAUGGCAAGCAAGGAUUGGGAGAGUUGCUGGGAACAAGGACCUUUAUCUGGGAACAUUCAGCACCCAAGAAGAAGCUGCGGAGGCCUACGACAUUGCGGCCAUCAAAUUUCGCGGACUGAAUGCGGUAACCAACUUCGAAGUGAGCCGAUACGACGUGAAAAGCAUACUAGAGAGCAGCACGCUGCCCAUUGGAUCUGCCAAGCGCUUGAAGGAUGUAGAACAGGCUGAAAUGGCUUUAGAUAUUGCUCAUAGGGCUGCUGCCGCAGAUCAUCAACAUCUAAGCUCGCAUCUUGUAGCCGAUGGAAUUCAUAGCUACGGCGCACACUCCGCAGGCUGGCCUACAAUUGCAUUCCAGCAACAAACUCAGCCAUUGUCAGCCAUUCACUAUCCGUCCUAUGGUCAGCAGCAACAGCAGCAGCAGCAGAGGUUAUGGUGCAAGCAAGAAACCGGUUCUGAUGUGACGGCCAGUAGUUAUCAGGAUUUCCACCAGCUUCAGCUGGGAAACACGCAGAAUUUCUUACAGACAACUGUUCUGCAUAACCUCAUGAGCUUGGAUUCGUCAUCCAUGGAGCAUAGCUCAGGGGCUAGUUCUGUGAUAUACAGCAAUGGAGGACAAUCGGCUGGAGCAAAUGGUUCAUAUCCAGGCAUCAACGGAUAUGGAAACAACAACAGCAGCAGUUAUCUUCUGCCAAUGAGUACAGUUAUAGCUGAUCAGGAAGGGAAUCACAGUACUAAUGGUUUAGGAGAAAAUGGGGUGAAAGCUAUUGGGUAUGAGAAUAUGUAUGCAAAUUCAAGUGAUCCGUAUCAAACCCGCAAUUUCUACUAUCAUCAUCAUCCUCAACAAACUACACCAUCAUGCAAUACUUGGGUGCCUACUGCAGUCUCGCCACUAGGAACAAGGAGUAAUAUGGCUGCCGUUUGUCACGGAUCUUCAACUUUUACGGUAUGGAACGACACCUAGCUAGCUAUACUACACACCCCAGCUGGGAUGGUAAUGGGCUUAACAAUGGAUGUACACAGAUGACUAAUUCUUUUCUUUGCUUCUGGCCUUGGUGACUAAGAUAUUAGGCUAGGCUUUUGGUUUUGGUUAUUCAUUUAAAAAUGUGUUUUUGGAAGGCUAAUUAGAAGACAGAGGUUAGGGAUAUGGCUGAAGUUCGUGAAUAGCAGGUGAAGAGUAGCGUGUGUUAAUCGCUGCCUGCUAUGAUUUUGGAAAUUUGGUUGCGAAUACAUUCUCGGAAAUUAGAUAAUUAUAGUAGG